Molecule: messenger RNA, 2234 nt
Organism: Durio zibethinus
Lineage: Eukaryota; Viridiplantae; Streptophyta; Magnoliopsida; Malvales; Malvaceae
Product: la-related protein 1C-like
Molecular function (GO): RNA binding
Source: RefSeq, a predicted model, not a curated record
UCCUAAAUGGACAUUAUGAGAAAGAGAAACGAUGUCGUAUCAGACGUGCGUUUGUAAUUUUAGAGCUUUCCGUGACAAAACUGCGGCUUCCCCAACACCUGAAACCAAAGCCAAACAAAAACAAAGUGGAACAAAAACACAAAUUAUUAUCUAUAGAAAUAAAACAAAAGAGAAUGAAAUAAACCUAAGCACAGCCUUCGGUUCCUUGGUUUUUCGGCGGUUCAGUCUUGCGUUUCACGUGUUAGAUACGUCUGCUUUCGCCCAUCAAAUUCCUACAUUCUCCCCAAACAAACCCUAAAUGCUCUCUCUUUCUUUAUUUUCUUCCAUCAUUCUUAUUUAUUUUAAGAAACCCUAAUUUCGAAUGGCUAUGACGGCUGAUUCUUCUUCUCCAGGCGACGGUCUCAACAGCCCUCAGUUCCGCCGCAAAAAUUUGCCUUCUCCGUGGGCCCAAGUUGUUCGAGGUGAGUCAGAAUCAAUCUCAGCCGUUUAUCAUUCCCCUUCUUCACCAUCAUUGACAACCUCACUCCCCGUCGCUUCCCUACCGGAGCAAGCAACUUUUUCCGAUUGCUCCCCUUCGAAAGCGGCUUCCUCCUCCUCCUCUUCCCCGCCGCCGGAUAUUUCUUUGGCCGCUGACGGUGAUUCUGAUUCCAAUAGCAACAACAAUUCGGCUGCUUGGUCCAAGAAGCCGGCUUGGAACAAGCCUUCAAAUGGCGUGGUAGAGGUGGGCCCCGUAAUGGGUGCUGCUUCUUGGCCUGCUUUAUCUGAAUCCGCUAGGGCUUCCCCCAAAUCAUUAGCUGACUCUUCUUCCAAAACUUUUCCUGACGGAUCGCUUUCUACUUCUCAGGGACCAGUAAUACCCCAAUCAACUCAGAAGCAAGGUACUAGUAAUGCUAAUUCCAAUUCGGUACCAAACCGUACAAUGUCGGGUCGGCAAAGGUCUUCUAAGCGUGGUGGCGGUGGGGGCAAUAACUCUGCUAGUGGGCCUCCACAGAGUAGCUUUUCACAUCAACACCUGACUCCACCACCACCGUCAUUUCCUGUAAUACAAAUGCUUCCGAAUAGUUAUGGUAAUUUUGUUCCAGCAAUGCCGGAUACAUAUGUGAGAGAUCCCCAAUAUAGGGGCAAUAAUUGGGAAACGAGACCGGCCAGCGGGUUUGCAUCUCAAUCACACAAUGAUCACCGGCAUUCUUCUCGGAGGGGAGGCAACUAUGGACUACGUGGAGACAGUGGCUAUCAUAACAAUUUUGGGGGCAGGCGUGAUCAGGACCGAGGAAAUUAUGGGAAUGCUAGAGAUGUUCAUAUGCAUCCUCAGAGAGCUUCCCCAAGGGGCUUUCCAAGGCCUCCACCACCCAGUGCUCAUACUUAUGUUCCUCCACAGCCUGUGAGGCCAUUUGUGAAUCCCAUAGGAUAUCCUGAGUUGAUAUAUUUCCCUACAAUGCCUAUGGAGCCAUUUAGGGGCAUGCCGUUAAUUACCCCUGCUCCUCCUGCAAUGAUUAUGCCUGUUCCUGAACUUCCUCUGCCUGCUAUGAUAUUAAAUCAGAUACAUUAUUAUUUCAGUGAUGCUAAUUUGAUAAGAGAUGAGUUUUUGAAGUCUAAAAUGGAUGAUCAGGGCUGGGUAGCCAUUUCUUUAAUAGCAGGAUUUCCUCGAGUUAAGAGUUUGACAAGCAACAUUCAGCUGAUAUUGGAUUCCUUGCGGAGUUCAACUGUUGUGGAAGUACAGGAUGACAGAGUGAGGAGGCGUAAUGAGUGGAAGAAAUGGAUACCUUCUCGGGUUUCCACGGAGUCAGGCUUCGUAUCUCCAGGUGGACCAAGUUCUGAUAUGCUGGCAAGUUCUUUUCAGCAGAUUACAGUGAAGGAAGAGUCUGCUAACCAAAGUAAGGCAGGUAAUGUGAACCCUCAUGUUGAGGACACUUCAGAAAGGAAUCUAUCCAAGCUGAUUGGCCGCGCUCAACUCCCCAACGGGGAGGGUUCCAAAGACACAUGUUUGGACUAAAACUGAUCAAUCUAUGCCACCACAAAAGCACAAUCCAGUCAGGAUGGUGUGCUUUAUUUUUGAAUCUAGAGUGGAUGCUGAUUAGGAAGGGGAUUGGACACCUUUUUCUUUUUAUUUUUGCCAUCAUCUUACUCGGUUUUGGCGGUGUAUUGAUGAGGCAAUUUGAGGCAAACAAUAAGAAAGAUACAUAAAUUUACCUUUGAAAGAUAGAGAACAAAGUGAGAUAAAAAAAAAAAAAAAA